Messenger RNA from Moneuplotes crassus, 2178 nucleotides. NCBI's taxonomy places the organism in Eukaryota, Ciliophora, Spirotrichea, Euplotida, Euplotidae. The record is from the annotation of a GenBank genome assembly.
UUUAAGAUGAAUAUUCAACGUAAAAAUAAGGCUUCAAGCUCAUCUAAGAAGGCCUGUGAGGUAGCCUUUUUUAGUGUCAAAACUCAGAGAGUCAUAGGCGAUCUGGGCCAAAAUAAAGACUGCAAGGAUAAGAAAGUCACCUCAAAGUUUGUUGGGAGGAAAGCAUCUUAUGAAGUUGGAAGAACACUCGAGUUGAAAUAAUCUAGCAAAGAAUGCUCAAGAAACUUGCCCAAAACACAACAAGAAAAUUGAAGCUUUUUGUCAAGAACAUAACUCUUUAUUAUGUAUUUCGUGAAUCUUAAAUGAAGAUCAUAAAACUCAUAGUUUACUGAACAUUAAGAAAGCUUACAGCCAGCUAAUGAUAGAAUGAGCUCAGAAUAUCCAAAAGGUUAAGUCAAAGGUUGCUCCAAUCCAAGACGCCAAAACAGUCAUCAAUAUGUCAAUAGAACAACUUUUGAGAGAAAAAGAAUUUCUUGCUCAAGAUCUUAGCAAAUCUUUUGGGAAAAUCAUUGACCAUAUCAAAGAAAAAAAGAAGAAAGCGCUGGAGAAUCUCACCCAAGAGUAUGAACAAUAUAAUAAGGAGUAUAUUGAUAAGAUUAACCAGCUCGAGAGUUCACUUUCUUCUGUAAAGAUAAUUAAGUCUAUCGAUCAGUCUUUGAAGGCCUACUCUGAAAUAGACUUCAUCAAGUGGUUUACGAGCAAGCAUAACCCUGUGCAGAAGUUAGUUCAGACUUCAAAGAAUGUAGAUAUGACUAUUCCAACUUUCCAGCUUACUUUUGAUAAGCAGAAGGAGAUUUCUGAAUUAGUUAAUUUGUUUAAUCUGCCAGAAAGUGACAAAAAGAAACCAUACCCUAACAACUGCAGUAAUGGGAUCAAGAUAGGAAGAAAUUAUAGGACAUCAAACCCUCCUAGAAAUUUAAACAAAUGAUAUUCAGUCGCAGCUUUCUAUGAAAAUAAGUCUGGAAUGAAUCCUCAACUGUCUACUUUCGAUAGGACUCAGAAUCAAGGAAGCCUGAAAGCGAGUCCACUCAAAAAUUUAGUGAAGCCCCAAAAGAGUAUCUCUAAAGAGUCUAAAACAACUGAUAGCACAUUUAAGGUUCACAAGAAUUCAGAGCAAAGAACUCAUCGUGAAAAGAGCAAUAUUCUAUCCUUCUUGAAAAAGAACAACAAAAUGAAGAAAAGCAAGUUAAAGUGAGCAGCAAGGACCAAGAUUGACUUGAAAAGUUUAAAUUCUAAUAAGACAUCUACUAACACAAGUUACCUCAACAACUCAAUGAUUAGCCAGACUUCACCUUAUAAGAAGGAGAGGUGAGAGACCACAUAUGAUAAUUAUGUUACUGAGACUAAACGUGUGGAUGACACUUUGGAUAAGAAUCUAAGCUAUGAUUUGAAGAGCAGAAGCCAAUCAAAGCUGAACGGCAAAGCCCAGCCGGUCAGUGACAGUCCUGAGAAAGUCAUUAACAGAGCUAUAAAUAUGAAUGAAAUUAAAAAGAGCAAUCAGGAGUUGAUUAGAAAGAGCUUGCAAAAUUUUGAAUCCUCUUUCAGAGAUAUCCUUGGAGAUAAGCAUCCUCCCACUCAAAUGACAGAGAGAUCGGAAAACAUUCGUAAAUCUCCUGAGAAUCUUAAGACAGGGGCAUUCAUUGGAAAAAGGUUUUCAGCUUCAUGUAUUGAUUACCAGACUAAACGAAACCAGAAAUAAAAUGCAGAAAACUCAGAAUUUAUUUCAAUAUAGAAGCCAAAAAGCUUCAAGAGAAAGAUGAGACAAUACUGAAAACGGCUUUAAAGCUGAUAGAGGACUAAAAGAAGUUAAUUCGAAUGAGAGAAAUAUUCAAAUUAAUGCAACUAAUGGAUAUAAGGUUAAAAUACCUCUAAAAUGUGAUAGCUAUAUGAAAGGAGUGGUCAGUAUUAGAAAGUCAAUGCAGACUUCAAACUCAUUUUUAUGACAGCAUAAGAAGUUGAACACAAGUAACAGAAAGACUUGGAAAAAUAAUGAGUAGAUCGAAAUAUUAUCGAUACUAAUUCCAACCAUGAAGUUUUUGUGAGAAAUUCUAAUUAUGAGUUUAGUCUGUGAGCUUAGAUGGCAUAUCGAUAAUUCGUGAAAUUUAACUACAUUAACUCGGCAUUUUGGGUUUACUAACAUUCUUUUUCAAUCAACACCAUUUUAACGGAUUUCUGUUU